Molecule: messenger RNA, 1263 nt
Organism: Drosophila albomicans
Lineage: Eukaryota; Metazoa; Arthropoda; Insecta; Diptera; Drosophilidae
Exons: 4
Coding region: 115-639 (174 amino acids)
Source: RefSeq, a predicted model, not a curated record
UGAUGUCAUUAAAAUUCGAGCAUAAGCUGGAAGCCAGUAUAUAAUUUCAAGAGUUAGCAUUAUUAUAUUAUACUUAAAAUUUGUGUAAAAUAAUAAUAAAGGAAAAUAGUGACAAUGGUGCACACAUUAGAAAAAGUAUGUUGCCUGAGCCUUCGAACCUUCGGUUUAGUUAUCGGCUGGUUAGGUGCGAUUGGAUCCAUUUCUGGUGUUAUUUUGACGGCCUGUGCUUUACGAUACUCCAAUGAAAUCGCAGAUUAUCUGCUCAGGGAGGCACACACUUCUAUUACUGCGAAUACACAUGCUGAUGCCCGUUCAGAGGUUGUCUUGCUUGGAACCAUUUACUUAGGUUCUUCUCUAAUUAAUGGUGUCGUAUCAUCUUUGCUCGUCUUCGGCAUACUAAAGAAUCGCUAUGUGACGAUUUUGCCCUGGCUGGUUAUUAAUUUCAUAGGCUUGGCGCUGAACAUUUUAUAUAUAUUAUUUUUAUUCGUGGUAUAUGCCAUAUAUCAAGGUCCAAUUGACAUUGUUAUAAAGUUCUUCGCCGCAUUAUUGUAUUUCGCUCUUUACUAUUACGUAUUCUGCGGGAUAUGCUCUCUGUACAAACAAAUGUAUAAGAGUAACCGACACCAACCCCUGGUGUAGGAUCAGUGCAACAAAAAGCUAAAUUCGUAGAAGAAUCGUCUUUAGAACCAAGAUAAGCUAACCGUCAGUGUUCAUCGCUUACAUAUUAUAAUCGAAUUAUAUCGAAUAUUAACAUUUCCAUUAUUAAAGUUAUUUACUCUUUGCAUUAAAGAUCGUUAAUCAUUGACAUUAUUGCAUCGCUUUUUAAUUAUAUAGAAUAUUAACAUCUCUACAUAUUAAGUUAUUAACACUUUAGAUAUUAUUUGUAGAUAGAAUGUAUCGGGGAUCGUAUUUGAUUGAGACUUUCCGAUAUUUUUUAAUUUUUUCUCUGAUUGAAUUGUUAGUAAACAUUCAACGCAUUAGUUAUCCAAAGGGUGGCAACAUCGCAACGCUGACAAACGUGCGGAGCAGGAGUGGGGAAUGGGAGAGGGUGAAUCAAAAUGGGAGAGGCCGUGGCCUUGAAUUCGGCCUUUGACUCAUUAAACCGUUGAACGAAUGCGAGUUGAGAUGACCACAACCGCUAUUUAAGAAGGGUGAUGAAUUCCGAGGCAAGAGUGGUUCAUUACGGAUUAUUAAAGCUUCUAGUAAUGAAUUCAAAGGUAAAUUUUAUUAUUUUUACGUUUGUUAUCGUUUGAAGCAGAUCAA